AUGGCAGACCAAAAACUGUUGUCUGCCCAGCAGAUCUCAACACACAAAACACCAGAAGAUUGCUGGAUUGUGGUCGAGAAGCAGGUGUGGGACGUGAGCGACUUCUUAGAAGAGCAUCCUGGGGGAUCUUCCAUCAUCCUCAAAUACGCAGGAAGUGAUGCCACAAAAGCAUAUUCGGAAGUCCAUGCACCAGGCGUAUUGAAGAACAAUCUGAACCCAGAAAAAUUCAAGGGCGUCCUGGAUGAGUCAACAAUUGACGCCGAAUGGGUUAAACCUCCUCCGGGAGAGAGUCCAAAGGUGAUACUCGAAAAUGAGAAACCCCCGUUGCACACCUUGAUCAAUUCGCACGACUUUCAGCUGGUGGCCUCGAAAACAGCGAGCAAAAAGACGUGGGCCUUCUACUCCAGUGCAGCUACAGAUCUGAUCACACGCGACGCCAACAAAUCAUGCUUUGACCGGAUAUGGUUCCGGCCUCGAGUCUUGCGAAAUGUUCGGUCGGUAGACUCCCGGACCAAUAUUCUCGGCGGGAGUUACAAGCUACCCUUGUUCGUGAGUCCGGCAGCAAUGGCAAAGCUCAUCCACCCGGAUGGAGAAUGCGCUAUUGCCAGAGCCUGCGCCAACAAAGGAAUCAUGCAAGGAAUCUCGAACAACUCAUCGUACACGAUGGACGAGCUGCGCACAGCAGCGCCUUCUGCGGACUUCUUCUUCCAGUUAUACGUCAACCGGGAACGAGAAAAGUCCGCUGCGCUCUUGCGCCAAUGCUCAGCGAACCCGAACGUCAAAGCUAUCUUCGUCACCGUUGACGCUGCCUGGCCCGGCCCAAAUGACAAGAAAGGCGGCGGCCUUGGGCGUGUCAUGGCCGGGUUCAUUGAUCCCGGGCUGACAUGGGAGGAUUUGAAAUGGGUAAAACAGCACACGCAUAAACCGGUGUGUUUGAAAGGCGUAAUGUCAGCGGACGAUGCCCUGCUAGCCAUGAAAGCGGGACUGGAUGGUAUCUUGCUCAGCAACCACGGUGGUCGUAACCUUGAUACUAGUCCGCCGUCGAUUAUUACGCUUCUGGAGAUUCACAGACGCUGCCCCGAGGUCUUCGAUCAUAUGGAGGUUUAUGUUGACAGCGGUAUUCGACGCGGAACCGACAUUCUCAAGGCUGUGUGCUUAGGUGCAACGGCCGUGGGUAUGGGCCGGAGCAUGCUCUUUGCUACUAACUAUGGCCAAGAGGGAGUCGAGCAUCUGAUUGACAUCAUGCAAGAUGAGCUGGAGACAGCUAUGCGGAACAUUGGCAUCACAUCCCUGGCGGAAGCAUCCCCUGAUCUCGUGCACACAGGGGACGUUGACCACCUGGUUCCGUCGUCCCGCUCUCACCCGUACGCUCGAGCCAUAGCUAAAGGACGGCGACAAGGGUCGUCUAAGCUUUGA
Messenger RNA from Penicillium bovifimosum, 1416 nucleotides. Its product is annotated as FMN-dependent alpha-hydroxy acid dehydrogenase. The transcript is spliced from 5 exons. Gene Ontology annotation, molecular function: heme binding; oxidoreductase activity. The coding region runs from base 1 to 1416 and encodes 471 amino acids. NCBI's taxonomy places the organism in Eukaryota, Fungi, Ascomycota, Eurotiomycetes, Eurotiales, Aspergillaceae. The record is from RefSeq and is a predicted model, not a curated record.